Messenger RNA from Cladophialophora bantiana CBS 173.52, 5007 nucleotides. RefSeq lists its product as uncharacterized. Gene Ontology annotation, biological process: transmembrane transport. Gene Ontology annotation, cellular component: membrane. The record is from RefSeq and is a predicted model, not a curated record. Gene Ontology annotation, molecular function: ATP hydrolysis activity; ABC-type transporter activity; ATP binding. The coding region runs from base 1 to 5007 and encodes 1668 amino acids. NCBI's taxonomy places the organism in Eukaryota, Fungi, Ascomycota, Eurotiomycetes, Chaetothyriales, Herpotrichiellaceae. The transcript is spliced from 2 exons.
AUGACAGCCCAUCACAUCUCAUCAUCGGUCGCAAUCUCAAUAGCAUGUCUGGCCGUUGUAGGCGCUUUGUCAACUCCAGCAUUCCGCCAGUUUCUGCUUCGCAUUCGACCCAAAAAAGGACAAUACCAGGAGCUCUCGCGGCGGUAUGAGGACAAAGAUGGAAAGGCCACGGAAGAAUCUCAGCGAGCGUGUUCCGACGUGGUCGUCCGUUGGACACUAAUUAUCGUUUCUGCCAUCGCUUGCCUCGAUGCUUUGGCCACCGCGAUAUUGACAACGAACCGGCCCAAUCUAUCUCUCACCCUCGAACAGUGGCUUCAAUUUGCAACCUGGUCGCUGAUUUUGUCCCAAACUGUGGCCAUCUACGUGACGCCCUCGUCAACGCAGCGAUACCGUCUUGGGAUCUUUACCGGCUUCUCAUGUCUGCUCAUCGCCGUUGCUGUGGCGGUCGAGAACAUAUCGCUAUGGCAGUCGAAAGUCGCCCCGCUUCCGCGGAACGCCCAUCUUCCAUUAUCGCUCGUUCAGUUCAUCGCUGGGAUCCUUCUCCUCUUUGCCAGUCUGUCCAUCCCACGGCGGCCGGACGUCUUUUGGAAUGACAAGGUGGUCGACCGGCAAAACACCGUUUCUGUCCUGGCCAAAAUAACCUUCUCCUGGGCGUCGGCGAUUCUUUCUUUCGCGGUGAAGAACAAGGGCCUCGACUACGAUGAUCUUUACGAGAUUGACCACGAAAUUCGAUCUCGAGAAUUAAGAGCCAGCUUCGAGGCUGUCGGACGCAAAGACAAACUAUGGAAGACGCUCUUUUGGUCACAUAAGUGGGCCUUCAUCCAACAGUGGGUUCUGCAGGCAACAUGCUCCAUCACGGAUUUCCUACCCCAAAUCGCCCUUUACUUCAUUCUCAAGACACUCGAAGCCCGAGAUGAAGGCGAAGAUGUGGCGCUCACGUCAUGGCUGUUGGUGAUCGGCCUCGGCUUAGCCAUUACUUUUUCGUCAUGGCUCGAGGCGUGGAUGUUCUUCAUCACAUUCAUGAAGAUUGGCGUGCCAAUCUACGAACAGUUGUCGGCCGUCGUGUUUGGAAAAGCCAUCAGGCGAAAAGAUGUCAAGGGCACGGGCAAGAAGCAGGAAGAGGAGGCAGCAAAUGGCAAUUUGAACGGCGAAGUUGUGGUCAGCGUGGACGAUGGCCCCAAGGGAGGAGAUCGCGCUCCGGACGAGGACGAGGAUGGCGACUUUCAGAAGUCGAAGCAAAGCACCAUCAACUUGGUUGGGAUCGACUCGAAACGAAUCUCGGAUUUUGCAACCUUCAACUACAUCUUUCUGGGAUCCGCCAUCAAGUUGAUAUUUGCCAUCAGCUUCUUGUCAAAAUUGAUUGGACCCAUCCCGUUGCUUGCUGGACUGGCGGCUCCUGCCCUGAUCACGCCCAUCAACAUCAUGGCCGCCAAGCGAUAUGCCGCUGCUCAAGACGACCUGAUGAAAUAUCGUGACCAAAAGAUGGCAGUGGUGACCGAAGCUCUGCAAGGCAUCCGUCAAAUCAAGUUCAGUGCCCUUGAGCGUGACUGGUACGAAAAGAUUCUCGAAACCAGGAGGAGGGAACUGAAGACGCAGUGGCAAGUGUUUGUGUACGACACCACUCUGAUCAGCAUCUGGAUUUUCGGGCCCGUCAUGCUUGCAGCCGUUUCAUUGACAACUUAUGUUCUGAUCUACAAGCAAUUGACUGCGUCGGUGGCCUUCACGACCAUUUCCGUCUUCGAAGCCAUUGAAAUGACCUUGGCUGUCAUUCCAGAAAUGAUAACAGACCUCCUUGAUGCUAUAGUGUCUGCGAAUCGGGUUCAGGAAUACCUUGAUGCGCCUGAACGGAUCGACAGCACCAAGGCUGGUGAUGCUGUGGUGUUCAAAGAUGCUACGGUGUCUUGGCCGUCGGACAAUCCUGAGAACGAAGAGAACCAGUUCACGUUGCGCAACUUGAACAUUAGCUUUCCGAAGAACGAGUUAAGCGUCAUCUCCGGCCGCACUGGGUCGGGGAAGAGCUUGCUCCUGGCCUCCAUCAUUGGCGAGGCUGAAAUUCUUGGAGGCGAACUUGUCGUCCCCAAACCGCCGCUGGCCGCCCAGCGACACGACUCUGUGGCGAACAGGAGUAACUGGGUGAUGGAGUCUUCCAUUGCAUUUGUUGCCCAAAUUCCUUGGAUCGAGAACGCUACUAUUCGCGAAAAUAUCCUUUUCGGACUCCCUCUCGACAAUGACCGGUACCAAAAGGUUCUGCAUGCGUGCGCGCUGACGAAGGAUCUGGAAAUGUUGCCAGAUGGAGAACUCACCGACAUCGGUGCAAAUGGAAUCAAUCUCAGCGGCGGCCAGAAAUGGCGAGUUUCAUUUGCUCGUGCCCUGUACUCCAGGGCAGGCAUUCUUGUCUUGGACGACAUCUUCUCCGCAGUCGACGCGCACGUUGGGCGACAUCUGUUCGAGCAAGCCCUCGUAGGGGAACUUGGCCAAGGCAGAACAAGAAUCCUGGUGACACACCACGUCGCCUUGUGUCUCCCAAAAACGAAUUAUAGCGUUCUGUUAUCCAACGGCACCGUCGAACAGGCCGGCAAAACAGAGGAGCUGCGACGAAGUGGAAAACUAAAAUCGAUCCUGGCCGAAGACGAAGAAGAGGGAAAAAGGGAGGACGAAGAAGAAGCCAUCGAGAAUCUAACGGUGGAUGACGGCGGCGGUCUCCAGAAAAUGUUGACCAACCAGUCGCGCCGGUCGAGGCGGAAAUCCGCUCUCAGUGAUGUUGCCAACAAUCUGAUGCGUCGUCCAUCCCGUGCCAGUCUGAAUGACGCGAAGCAAAGCCGCAACCCGCCGAAGAAAUUCACGGAGGAAGAGAAGCGCGAGACAGGCGCGAUCAAGUACCGAAUCUACGUAGCCUACAUCAGGGCGUCUGGCGGCUUCGGUUAUUGGUUGUUCAUCCUGGCCAUCUUUAGUCUUUGGGUCGCAGUUUACCUGGCCAGGUCGUAUUGGAUCAGUGUGUGGACGAGAUCGUACCGCACGGAGUCGGAGCAUAUCUUCCCCCAGAGGCUGGUCCAGCAAUCUCUGAGUAGCGUCUAUCACCACCUCCACGCUCAGUAUUCCGCCGCGGCCAUCGACCCAAACCUUCGAUAUUACCUAGGAGUUUACCUUGGCAUCUCCCUCGUCGCCUGGCUGAUCGGUACGGUGCGCUACUUUUUCGUCUUCAUGGCCUCAAUUCGCGCCUCCAAAAUACUCUUCGAAGGACUCGCCUUCGCCGUCCUCCGCGCGCCUUUACGCUGGCUCGACACUGUGCCUGUGGGACGCAUCCUCAACCGCUUCACCUCCGACUUCAAUAUGCUCGAUUCGCGCAUAGCUAUGGAUUUGGCCUUUAUGCUCCACAACAUGAUGCACGUUCUGUCAGUCGUGAUUGCAGGAAUAUUCGUGUCGCCAUUCAUGAUCGUCUUUGCGAUCUGUCUGCUUUCAAUUUCCAUGUACUACGCCCUGCGAUACCUCGCUGGGGCCCGGGAGGUGAAGAGACUAGAAAGCAACGCAAAGUCUCCCGUCUUUGAGCAAUUCGGCUCGGUUCUCAUGGGUAUUGAGACCAUCCGUGCAUUCGACAAGUCUGACGCGUACCUCGACAAGAUGUACGCCAAGAUUGACCGACAUUGUCGCGCGUACUGGCAUCUCUGGCUGUUCAAUCGGUGGAUGGGAUGGCGGCUGAACAUGGUGGGUGCCAUCUUCGCGGCCAUCACCGCGGCCCUGAUUGUCUCUAUUACGAGCAUUGACUCGAGUCUCGCUGGAUUUGCCCUGAGUUUCGCGCUCGGAUUGAGCGAAGGUGUGAUCUGGUUCCUGCGACAGUACUCAAAUGUGGAACUAGACAUGAACGCCACCGAGAGAAUUGUGGAAUACAGUAACAUCACGAUUGAGAAUCAAGGAGGCGUGGAUGCACCGGCCGCGUGGCCCACCGAGGGAAAUCUUGAGGUCGACGAUUUGGUCGUGGGGUAUGCGCCUGAUCUCCCACCAGUGUUGAAGGGUUUGACCUUCAAGGUCACGAAGAACCAGCGCGUCGGCGUUGUUGGACGUACGGGCGCGGGCAAAUCUUCACUGACGCUUGCAUUGUUCCGAUUUCUGGAGGCCCGCAGCGGGAGCAUCUACAUUGAUGGAGUGGACAUUUCCAAGAUCAAGCUGUACGAUUUGCGCUCGAGGCUGGCGAUCAUUCCGCAGGAUCCCGUGCUGUUCUCCGGUACGGUUAGGAGCAACCUCGACCCAUUCGAGCAGCAAACGGACAAGGAAUUGAAGGAGGCGUUGGCGCGGGUGCAUUUGAUUUCGUCGACUACGGCCUCUCCGUCGGCUGUGGCCAGCGGAAGCGCGACACCCGUACCAGAUCAGCGCGCCACAGACAGCUCACCAGAUGCCGACGCAGCGGCGGCCGCAAACAUCAACAUCUUUCACAGCCUCUCCUCCAAGAUCUCCGAGGGCGGGCUCAACCUCUCCCAAGGCCAACGACAGCUCCUCUGCCUGGCACGCGCCAUCGUGUCCCGGCCCAAGAUCAUGGUCCUGGACGAAGCUACGUCGGCGGUGGAUAUGGAGACCGACGCCCUGAUCCAGCGGAGUAUCAGAGAGGAGUUCACGGACAGCACGCUGAUCGUGAUCGCGCAUCGGCUGAGCACGAUUGCGGACUUUGACAAGAUCCUGGUCAUGGGGGAAGGCAGGGUGCUCGAGUUUGAUACUCCCAGAGAGUUGAUGGGGAAGAAAGGAGGUGUCUUUAGGGGCAUGGUGGAGAACAGUGGUGAGAGGGGCGAGUUGGAACGGAUCAUGGGCAUAGGUGUCGGGGGUGAUCCGGAAGGGCAGGAAGGGCCGGAACAAGAGCAACAAAAAGAACAAAAGCAGGAGCAAGAGCAACGGCAAGAGGAGGACCGUGAAGGCGAAGGGAGAGGGAGUGUCGGUGCCAUUGACAGUGUGGACGCCACAGCCAGCGGUACGAGACAAGACGACGACAGUUCCGAGGCAGAGGGCGGUUGGGGAAUCUGA